CCACCCAAUCAAGCUGCGUUCUUGGAAUUGGAUCCCUCCCUUGUUCUCCACCUGAGAGCGGAGAGACGGAUCCGUGCCUCAGAGGCUCAGAGGAGCGAGAAACACACAGAGAGAGAAACACAGCAAAAGUGAGAGCAAAAACAAGGCACACAAGAAGACAGUUGAACUUUUACAGAAAACAAAAAGUGCCUCUCAAACAGAAGAAGAUAGAGCGAUUUUUGUUUUUUAUUCUUGUGAAAGAGACUCGAGAGGAAAACCUGAAUUCCCAGGAGAGCGGUGUAUCUGUAUCAACAAAGCAAUGAGCUCACUCUCUUUGGAUUGAAUGAACAUAAAGGAAAGAAACACUCCUGAGAAGAAAUUGGAUCCCAAAAAUGUGGACAAAAGGGUGAUGAAGAGAAACUAACAUGGAUUUAAGGACUGCCCGAUCAGUCUUUUUGAAACUUUCUGGAACACGUUUUUUUCUUUUUCAGCAAUGUUUUCUUCAUUUCUUUUCCUGCUCAGUCUACAGUCAAAUCAAAAUGUAGUCUUUUUGCUAGUUCCCAAAAGGUCCAGGUUUGGACAUUAGAAUACCAGUAGCGUGUUGGACCAGAUAUUUGAGACAUGUCUCAAGAAGAUGUAAGAAGCACCAAAAGCAUUGGGGCUGAAAGUGGCACUUCAGACCACUGCAAUGGCCACUCUCAGAGCCAAGUACUGGACCAGGAUCUGCAGGGAGAGUGCCAAAGCCAGGAUGGGAUAGUUCUAGAGCGUAUCGCCUCUCUUUCUCUGGACAUGUUUGACCCCAGUGACUUCACAGGGAGGUUUACUAAGAUCCAGUCUAGGUCCAGGAAGAGGAUGGGGAUCAUCAGAGCCUCUCCAGUGGGAUUUAAGCCCCCCCUCCCGCCAGUCAGUGGAAGCUUGGGAGAGAGGAAGGGUCCUGUCAUCAUGGCGCCCGUCAACGUGGACCCUGAGAGUAAGCCGGGCGAGUUCGUCCUGAAAAGCCUCUUCGCAAACUUCACUCUGCUCUCUGAACGCAAGAUUCGCAUCAUCAUGGCCGAACCCCUGGAGAAGCCCCUCAACAAAUCUCUGCAGAGGGGAGAGGAUCCACAGUUCGACCAGCUGAUCAGCACAAUGAGUUCUCUCGCCGAGUACUGCCUGCCCUCCAUCCUGAAAACUCUGUUUGACUGGUACAAAAGGCAGAACGGCCUGGAGGACGAGUCGCAUGAGUAUCGACCCAGGGCCAACACCAAGUCAAAAAAUGAUGAGCAACAGAAGGACUACUUAUUGGAGCGGAGGGAUCUGGCAAUAGACUUCAUCUUUUCUCUUGUGCUUAUAGAAGUUUUGAAGCAGAUCCCCCUCCAUCCUCUUUUGGAUGGACUCAUCCAAGAAGUCAUAAACUUGGCCUUCAAGCACUUCAAAUACAAGGAGGGGUAUCUGGGACCCAACACAGGCAACAUGCACAUCGUGGCUGACCUCUACGCGGAGGUUGUGGGAGUUGUAGCUCAGUCGAGAUUUCCCGGAGUGAGAAAGAAAUUCAUCUCUGAGCUGAAGGAGCUGCGGCAGAAGGAGCAGAGCCCGUAUGUCAUCCAGUCCACCAUCAGCCUCAUCAUGGGACUCAAGUUCUUCCGCAUCAAAAUGUACCCCGUGGAAGACUUUGAAGCCUCCUUCCAGUUCAUGCAGGAGUGUGCACAGUAUUUCCUGGAAGUGAAGGAUAAGGACAUCAAGCACUCAUUAGCAGGACUGUUUGUGGAGAUACUUGUACCUGUAGCUGCUACUGUGAAGAAUGAGGUAAAUGUGCCGUGUCUACGCAACUUUGUAGAGAGCUUGUACGAUACCACACUGGACCUGUCCUCUAGGAAGAAGCACUCUCUGGCUCUGUAUCCUCUGGUGACCUGCCUGCUGUGUGUCAGUCAGAAGCAGUUCUUCCUCAGCCGCUGGCACAUUUUCCUCAACAACUGCCUCUCAAAUCUCAAGAAUAAAGAUCCCAAGAUGGCCCGUGUGGCUCUGGAAUCACUCUACCGCCUGCUGUGGGUCUACAUGAUCCGAAUCAAAUGUGAGAGCAACACUGGAACACAGAGUCGUUUGACGUCCAUCACCUCCACUCUGUUCCCCAAAGGGAGUCGGAGCGUCGUGCCCAGAGACAUGCCCCUCAAUAUCUUUGUCAAGAUUAUACAGUUUAUUGCACAGGAGAGACUGGAUUUUGCCAUGAAGGAGAUCAUAUUCGACCUGCUGAGUGUUGGGAAACCUGCCAAAGCGUUCAGUCUCAACCCGGAGCGUAUGAACAUAGGUCUGCGGGCUUUCCUGGUGAUAGCAGACGCUCUGCAACAGAAGGAUGGAGAGCCUCCUAUGCCCAACACAGGAGCCACUCUGCCGUCUGGAAACUCGCUGAAAAAGAAGAAAACGUAUCUCAGCAAGACGCUCACUGAAGAGGAAGCCAAACUAAUAGGAAUGUCCCUGUACUACUCCCAGGUGCGAAAGUCUCUGGACAACAUCCUGAGACACCUUGAUAAGGAGGUGGGUCGUUGUAUGAUGCUCACCAGCGUCCAGAUGCUCAACAAAGAACCAGAGGACAUGAUCACGGGGGAAAGGAAGCCUAAAAUCGACCUGUUCAGGACGUGUGUGGCAGCCAUUCCUCGAAUCCUUCCUGAUGCCAUGUCCAAACCUGAGCUCAUUGACCUACUUUCACGACUGACGGUGCACAUGGACGAUGAGCUCCGUCUCAUUUCGCAGAACUCCCUGCAGAGUCUAUUACUCGAUUUCUCAGACUGGAGGGAAGACGUCUUGUUUGGUUACACACAUUUCCUUUUGCGGGAGGUCCAAGACACCCAUCAGGGUCUGCAGGACGCAUCUGUGAAGCUCCUCCUCCAGCUGCUCACACAGUGGAGGUUAGCUCUGCAGCUCCAGGGGAAGACGCGAGGGGGAGUUGAGUCCAGCCCCAGACUGCCAGAGAGAAGCCCCCACUGCUCAGUGCUCCAUGCUGUUGAGGGCCUGGCUCUGCUGCUGCUCUGCUCAUGUCAGAUCAGCACGAGGAAGCUGGCAGUCGGUGUGUUAAGAGAAAUACGCUGCCUCUUCACAGCUCUGGGACAUGCUGAGGAUGAUGACAAACCCAUGAUAGAGGUCAUGGACCAGCUGAGCCCAGCUGUAAUGGACAGCUUUGUUCAUGUGGCUGUCUCUGACUCUUCCACCUUGCCCCUCAACCACCAUGUUGACCUGCAGUGGCUGGUGGAGUGGACAGCUCGACUUGUGAGCAGUUCCUACGAUGUGAAGAGUCCCAGCCAUGUCUGGAUCUUUGCCCAGUGCAUGAAGGACCCGUGGGUGCUCUGUCUGCACAUCUUCUUGCGGCAAGAACACCUGCCUAAACACUGCCCCACCGCUCUUGGAUACGCCUGGCCCUACGUGUUCACACGCCUACAGCUGCUACUGCCACUGGUUGACCCAAACAGCCCAGUGAAUGCUAAGAAGACGAGCACAGCAGGCUCCAGCGACAACUACAUCUCUCUGUGGCGUAACUACCUGAUCCUGUGUCUGGGCGUGGCUAAGCCGAGCAUCAUGUCGCCCGGUCACCUCAGGGCUUCCACACCUGAGAUCACUGCCACGACGCCCGAUGGCAGCAUCACCUAUGACAACAAGGUGAUCGGCACUCCCUCCGUAGCCUGGCUCCUAAAACAACUUGUCCCUCUCAUGAGAGCUGAGAGUUUGGAGAUCACUGAGUCUCUGGUGCUGGGGUUUGGAUGCACCAACGCCCUGGUCUUCAGAGAGCUGGUCGAAGAACUCCAUCCGCUGAUGAAGGAGGCACUGGAACGGAGGCCUGAGAACAAGAAGCGCAGAGAGAGGAGAGAUCUUCUCAGGCUGCAGCUGCUUAGGAUCUUUGAACUGUUGGCUAAUGCAGGAGUCAUCAGUGACAGCACCAACGGGGCUCUGGAGCGUGACUCCCUGGCUUUGGGUGCUUUGUUCCUGGAGUAUGUGGAUCUCACCAGGAUGCUUUUAGAGGCUGAGAAUGAGAAGGAGCUGGACGUGCUUAAGGACAUCAGAGCACAUUUCAGUGGGAUGGUGGCUAAUAUCAUUCAGUGUGUUCCUGUCCACCACAGGCGCUUUCUCUUCCCUCAGCAGUCUCUGAGACACCACCUCUUCAUCCUCUUCAGCCAGUGGGCUGGACCCUUCAGUGUCAUGUUCACUCCCCUCGACCGUUACAGCGACCGCAACCACCAGAUCACCCGCUACCAGUACUGUGCUCUCAAGGCCAUGUCAGCAGUUCUGUGUUGUGGUCCAGUGUUUGACAAUGUGGGACUCUCUACUGACGGCUAUCUCUACAAAUGGCUCGACAACAUAUUGGCAUGCCAUGAUCUACGGGUGCACCGUUUGGGUUGUGAGGUGGUCAUCCUGCUCUUAGAACUGAACCCAGACCAAAUCAAUCUUUUCAACUGGGCUGUGGACCGCUGCUUCACUGGAUCUUACCAGCUGGCAUCCGGCUGCUUCAAGGCCAUUGCCACCGUCUGCGGUAACAGGAAUUACCCAUGUGACCUUGUGACUUUGCUCAAUCUGGUAUUGUUCAAGGCCUCGGACACCAGCAGGGAAAUAUACGAGAUUUCUAUGCAGCUGAUGCAGGUGCUCGAGUCGAAGCUGUCUGCAUACUCAAAACGCAUGGUGGAGCAGAAGCCUGGUAAUAUUUUAUAUGGGACACACGGCCCACUGCCUCCACUGUACAGCGUCAACCUAUCUCAACUCUCCAUCCAGCUGGCCAGCAUGUACCCCGAGCUCACGCUGCCUCUUUUCUCAGAGGUGAGCCAGCGUUUCCCCACCACCCACCCUAACGGCAGACAGAUCAUGCUCUCCUACCUGCUGCCCUGGCUAAGUAACAUUGAGCUUGUGGACACAGGGCUCCUGCCCCCUGCCUCGAGCCCCUGCACUCCUGAGGAAGGUCCUCAGGGUCAGGGUGUCGCUCUGCCCCCCUGUCUGCGAGGUAACGGCUGGGGCUCCCUGCAGGCGACCUCGCUUGUGCUCAACAACCUCAUGUUCAUGACUGCUAAGUAUGGAGAUGAAGUUCCUGGCCAAGAGAUUGAGAAUGCUUGGAAUGCUCUGGUAUCCAACGAGAGAUGGGGCAACAACUUACGGAUCACUCUACAGUUCCUUAUCAGCCUGUGUGGAGUCAGCAGUGAUACAACACUGUUACCUUAUAUCAAGAAGGUGGUGAUCUACCUGUGUCGCAACAACACCAUCCAGACUAUGGAGGAGCUCAUUUUUGAGCUGCAGCAGACUGACCCAGUCAACCCUGUGGUCCUGCACUGUGACAACCCUCCCUUCUAUCGCUUUGCUGCCAGCAACAAAGCCUCAACCUCACAGACAGGCACCACCUCCAGCAGUAACACUGUAGUGGCUGGUCAGGAUAAUCUGCCAGACACAGAUGAGACCAAGCUGGUCAGAGAGAGUGAAGAACGCAGGGCAAGGGCUCACAACAGGCUGGAGUCUCGCUACAGCAACAGCUCAGGAGGCUCCUACGAGGACGAAAAGACUGACCCUCUCCCACCAUAUGCUGGAUGGCUCCUCGGCGUUCUGGAGACCAACCACCCACAGCCGUUACCCAUGCCUGUUAAUGGAGGCUGCUGGGCUCCUCUGGUCGACUACCUCCCAGAAACCAUCACACCCAGAGGACCGCUGCAUAGGUGUAACAUAGCAGUAAUCUUCAUGACUGAAAUGGUAGUGGAUCACAGUGUGAGGGAGGACUGGGCUCUACACCUGCCUCUGCUACUACAUGCACUCUUCUUGGGUCUGGAUCACUACAGACCAGAGGUGUAUGAACACAGUAAACGUCUCCUUCUCCACCUCCUCAUCGCCCUGUCCUGCAACAACAACUUCCAGGUUAUAGCCUCUGUCUUGAUGCUGACCAGAGAGAUCAGUGACAACAAAACCCUCACCAUCAAGUCCAGCUACCACACAGAGUACCAGCAGUCACAUGCACCUGACUUUCUGAGAGAGUGGCAGGCUUCUCCAGUGGUGGAUUCGGGCCUCAGCUCCACCUCAAACUCCUCCUCUGCCAGUCUGGGCGGGGGCAGCACUGCAGGCAGUGUUGGAAAUUUGCCCCUAGUGACACCUGACGACCUAGAGGACCUGGACGACAUGCCCAGCGAGACGGACGAGAAGACGAAUAAACUCAUCGAGUUUCUCUCCACCAGUGCCUGGAGUACUGUGUUGUCAUUGCUCAGAGCGUUUGGGCCGCUGUGGGUGCACGAGGACAUCACACCAAAGAACCCGAACUCCAAGAGCACGGACCAGCUGUCAAACUUCCUACGCCACGUCAUCUCUGUGUUCAAGGAGUCCAAGUCAGACUUCCACCUGGAGCAGCAGCUGAGUGAUGUGGCUUUACAGACCGCCCUGUGCAGCUCCUCGCGUCACUACGCUGGGCGCUCUUUCCAAAUCUUCAGAGCCCUCAAACAGCCUAUCAACAACCACGCUGUCGCUGACCUGGUCUCACGCCUGGUUGAGGUGGUGGGAGAACACGGCGACGAAGUGCAGGGCUAUGUGAUGGAGGUGCUGCUGACGCUGGAGUCAGUGGUGGUGAAUCUCGCAGAAUGUCUGAAAAACAGCGACCUUAUGGCAGCUCUGACCAGGACCUCCUCGCCAGACUUUGUGACCAGUGACAAACUAAUGAACAGAAAGAGCACAGGUCAAUUGAACUUCCCCGGACCAGGAUUUGUCGGCCUUUCAUCACAACGGCACCAACGGUCCUACUCAGUCCCCAAAAAGUUUGGCGAGAGUGGCCACCAUGCAAGUGAUCCUCCUCGCAGUGCAACAUUGGAUCGCAUACAGGCGUGCAACAGUCAUGGCCUCGCCAGAACAGGAAGAACCCCUGGGUCCUGCACAUCAUCGACCAAUCGUAUUGAUCCCAGUGUUUUAUCAGAUCCAGCCCAUAUUUCCCAUCCGUCAUCCAUACUGGCCACAGUGUUCUGGGUGGCAGUGUCGCUCAUGGAGUCAGACUUUGAGUUUGAAUAUCAGAUGUCACUUCGCCUUGUUCACAAGUUACUGUCAAAGGUGCCUUUGGAUAGAGCAGAGAACCGUGAACGCCUCGAGAAGCUGCAGGCUCAGCUGAGGUGGAGCGGCUUCUCUGGGAUUCAGCAGCUUUUGUUGAAGGGUUUUACCUCGCAGGCCACUUCAGACCUCACCUUACAGCUCUUCUGCCAGCUCACACCAGUCUCCCGUGUGCCAGUUGUUGACAGCUCACAGUCCAUAGGUUUCCCUCUGAACGUUCUGUGCCUGCUGCCUCACCUGGUGCAGCACUUUGGCCAUCCAAAUCAGUUUUGUAAGGAGAGUGCCGAGAGGAUUGCACAGGUGUGUUUGGUGGAGAAGCACACAAAGCUGUCCCAUCUAGCCCAUGUGAUGACUCUUUAUAAAACACGCUCAUACACACGGGACCCUUUCUCCUGGGUCAGUGUUGUUUGCCGCUACCUCCAUGAGGCUUUCUCUGACAUCACACUCAACAUGGUCACCUAUAUGGCUGAGCUUCUGGAUAAGGGCCUUCCCAGCAUGCAGCAGUCUCUCCUACAGAUCAUCUACUGUCUGCUCAGCCACAUGGACAUGACAUCUGUUCAAGUCAAACAGUUCAACGCUGACGUUACAAAGACCAUUGAAAAGUUUGUCCAGACAGUACACUGGAAGGAUGCCUUAAACAUCUUGAAACUGGUGGUAUCACGCUCCGCCAGCCUAGUUCAUCCGGUGUACGGCCACACACAGGGUGACCUGUCAAACCUAGAGGUCAGCAGGGUGUGGGACGGUUCAUCCAAAGCUCUGCCUGGAAAGACACUGGACUUUACCUUUGACAUCUCUGAGACUCCAGUGAUUGGUCGGCGUUUCGACGAGCUCCAGGGUUCAGGCGGUAGAGAGGGGAAGGCCAGAGCCAUGGCUGUAACCCGCAGUACUUCCUCCACCUCCUCCGGAUCGAACUCCAACACCAUCCUGGUGCCUGUCAGCUGGAGGCGACCACAAUCCUCUCAGAAAAGAACCAGAGAGAAGCUGGUGAAUGUUUUGUCUCUUUGUGGACAAGAAGUCGGACUCACUAAGAACCCCUCUGUGAUCUUCUCAUCCUGUGGCGACUUGGACAUGAUGGAAGUGCGGGAGAGCGGCGUGUCAUCAGAGGAUGGUGGAACCAGAGACGACACGCUGGAUGACACUGCCAGUGAGCAGCAGUUUCGAGUUUUCAGAGACUUUGACUUCCUGGACGUGGAGCUGGAAGAUGGAGAGGAGCUUCAGGGCGAGACUGUCGAUAACUUUAAUUGGGGUGUGCGGCGACGAUCGCUGGACAGCACCGAGCUGGGUGACUUGUUGGAGGAGAGCCAGCACUCAGGCAGCACCCCGAGUUUGGGACACGAGGACCCCCAUGACUCAGACGAGUCCUCAGAGGAAGAGGAGUCUUCAACUAGCCAAAGCCUCUCUCACUCUCAGCUUACUAACCCUUCUCCAUCAGAAGAAACCAAUCACACCGAUUCUCUGUCUACAUCUUACGACACCUCUGCCGACCCCCAAUCCUUCAAUGCCACCACACCGGGCCAGGGUGCGCUCCACGAUGAUCUCAGAGGCAUACAUGGGAGGGUGUGUGGUGAUGACGAGGACACUCAAGCUCAGGAUGACGAGCUGUCACUGAGCGCCAAUGAGCUCCUUCAGGGCUCUGAUGGAGGCGAGAGUUUCACCCUGGAGUUGCCCGGGCAACCUCAGGAUCAGCCACUCAAUCUUGACCAUGGCCUCAACCCAGACUACUGCCAACCACCGCUGGACUUUCUCGACCCAAACUGUCUGCCCAGCUUACGUGAUGAUGUAGAUGAUUUGGAAGACCUUGGUUUUCCUCCUCCCCCCUCUCCAUUUUUCUCCGCCAUCUUGGCAGCCUUCCAGCCCACAGUGUGUGACGAUGCUGAGGAUGCGUGGCGAUGUCACAUCAACCAGCUUGUGACCGACUCGGACGGAUCCUGUGCUGUUCACACUUUUCAAGUCUUCUCGUCUCUUUUUAAGAACAUCCAGGGUAAAUUCUGCCUGCUGACUACUGAUGUUGCCACUUACCUUGGAGAGGGCUUAAGGGGCAUCGGAUCAAAGUUCCUCAGGUCCUCCCAGAUGUUGACUACAUGCUCAGACUGUCCUACAAUCUACAUUGAUGCUGAAACGGUCAUGUCCUAUGGUCUCCUUGAAAAGAUGAAGUUCUCUGCGCUGGAGCUGCAGGAGUAUUUGGAUACCUACAACACCAAAGAAGAUGCUGCCGUAUCGUGGCUGAGGAACUGUAAAGACACAUUUCCCAGGUGCCCCGGUGAGACCGUGGUUACCUGCCAGCCGGGUGACUCGGAGGAGAAGCAAAUGGAGUCUCUUGCACAACUGGAGCUUUGUCAGAGACUCUACAAGCUGCAUUUCCAGCUUCUCCUACUCUUCCAGUCCUACUGCUCACUCAUCGGUCAGGUUCAUGCCAUCAGCUCUGUGCCUGAGCUACUGAAUAUGUCUCGGGAGCUCACUGAUCUGAAGACGAGCCUGCAGGUAGCAGAGGCGGCCGUGGCCAGUGACCUGGAACACAAACUCUUGGCCCACACCCAUGCGCACGCCACCCAGGUGGCAGCCGUGGUUGUUCCCAGCUUCCCCACCUCUGAGGCAGCUGUGCAGGCCAUACUGGAGUGCCUUAAGAACCACGAGUUCACCAAAGCUGUGCGUUACAUCCAGGAGUGCAGGAGGCAGUGGCCUUGUGGAGUGUUCGGUGGGAGCUCAGAGAGCGAGGUCCAGACACUGCUCAAUGUCUACUUCCGGCACCAGACUCUGGGCCAGACUGGAACAAUCGCCCUUGUCGGAUCCCGCCAGGACCUCAGCCUGAUCUGCUCCAAGCUGCUGGAGCUCAACGGGGAGAUCCGCGACAUGAUCCGCCGCGCCCAGGGUUACCGGGUCGUCACAACCUACCUCCCCGACUCCAGCGUCUCCGGGACCAGCCUCUGACAGGACCUCAGGAGCCCCCCACCCCUUCCUCCCCCGCCCUUACUUCAACCAUUGACACUUCCAAAACCAUCCCCACAUCCGUCUCAGUCUGCUCUUACAGAGGAGAUCCAGCACCCGCACACCUGGCCCCUCCCUCCUCCUGUAUGUCUGCUGCCCCGACUGCUCAGCUCCAGACAGAUACCUGGUUACCGCCUCAACCAACACUAGAACAGGAUUUACACCCAAACCUUUCUCUGAUCUCCUCAUCCUCAUCUUCUGUAGACUCUGUUAGCACUUUUCUCGAUUUCGCCAAACCCCCAGACCUGUUCUCAUCGCAGAGCUGCUCAAACACACCAGGCCGACCUGACUUUACACUGCCACGCACAAGAGAGCCGAGGAGGCGUUAUCUGGAUGAAAACACUGAGCUCUAUAAUCCUUUCAGAGGACAUUCAUCACACAGCUCACCUCGCCUGAAAUCAUCCCUCACGUCUCACAUGCUACCGACUGUGGCCUCAGAACCCACCCUGCUCAUGCAGUCUGACAGAAACACUUUGCCCCUUCCCCCUAGAGGCUCACAUCUCCCCCAUUUUCCCAGCCCUCCGUACAAAAACCCAACCCCGUUUCCUGCACUACAUUCAGACCACGAGUCAGUCUUAACGCACAGCCCUGCACCGUCUUCAUCUCUCCUCCUCUCUCCCCUGCCUCCUCCUCCUCCCACCCCUCCUUCCUGUCCCGCUGACCCAGGAGAGGCUGCAGCAUGGGGAUGUUGCUGCUCCCUAGGUGGUUCUGCUACACCUUUAUCUCGCUACCUGGGGAAGGUGGGACAUGCUGCCUUGCCUCUGUUGAAAGCAGGGGGGCUCCUUAAUACUGAACCGUCAGAUGUCCAGACCUGAGAACUGAAACUUUCAACAGAAGAUGAGAGAAAGAGCUUCAAUGUUUAUGAAUUUUAAAGCCUGAAACAAAAAAAGGAGACAACAAUAUCUGAGAAACUUCGUACUGAAUUUACGCUUGACGGAAUAAAUCACUUGACCGGUUGGACACUGCAGAUGGCUGCCUGCUGAUUAAAGAUGAUCAAAUGUGUAUCUAUUCAAGCGCCUGUUUUGCUUUACAGCUUAAUGUUGGGAUCUAGCUGUACUCCUGGUCACAGUCAUGCUUGACGCUCAACACUCAGCAUAAACUGAACUGCACUUGAGGACCUUUUGAAGGCUUUCAACUCGGAUUGGACCUGCUUCCCUGAAAAACUUACAACCUGAUAGAACUUGAUUGACUCGUUGCUGCCCCCUUUGAGGACAUCGUUUGAUGGUAGUUUCAGAGAGAAAACUACUCCUGACACUACGUUACGUCACUGGUAGAGUUUUUUCACGAUUGCACUAAAUGGAAUUUUGGUAUUCGCUUUUAAAACAAAAGGAGAUUAUGUUCGUUUUUUUUGUUGUUACUGUGAGAGAGAAGAGCGCUGCAGCUUUUCCUGGGAAGGGAAAGCCCAAGGCUGGAUUACAUUUUCUCUCUUGUUGUGUCUACUGUUUAAGAUGCUUUGGAGGAAAUUGUGCAAUGCAUGACCCAGUUGAAUGCUCUCUACUGUAUUCCUGUCCCUUAUGCUCCCUAAAAAGUCUGACCUGUGCAGACUGACUGAAAGACUGAUUGACACAGAGCAGAUGCAGAAUAUUCGAGUGCAAUUCCUCGUGCUACCCUGGCUCUGUUUAAAUUUCUGUAUCAGUGAAGCAGCUUGUCUCCUGACUACUGUUGUAAACAUUGGUAGAAUAAUCAUGCCAUUAUCUGUGCACUCCUCUGUGGCUAGUGUUAGCAUCAUUAGCAAAUGUACACACUGUAGAUUUCUGUCCCACACUGUAUCAAGCUGACCUUAUGUUUAAAUGCCAAACAACCGUGCAUGUAUACACUCAGAUAUUUUGUCCGUGUCUGUUACUAGUAAUUGACACACAACCAUUGUAGCAUAUGUUUGUGUGUGGUAUGUAGUUACCUUACACGUAAGGGAAAUGCUGACAUUCAGCGCUCUUUGUUGAUGUUCAAAACAAAACCUGUGCUACUACUGAAGUUCACCACCUCCUGUCGUCGGCCCUUUUUGUAACCGUUUCCCCCAUCGGAAAGCUGUUUGCUGUACAAAUACCCUUUUGUCCUAUUUAUAUCUGAUCUGCUACAAAUCACUCAUUUGACUUAGGUUUUUUUAUUGAUGUUCUUUCAAAUCAAACUGCCAUGCAUGCAUCGUCCGUGUACUGUAUGGAGUGUUUUAAAUAUUUAUUUACAAAAAAAUCAUUUUAUCUGAAAGAUACGUUUGUGUGAGGUACAAAAGGGAGCUUUAAGCUCAUGCGGGUAUGUUUUUUUUUUUUUCCUGUGUGUGGGAGAAUGUUUUUGUGCAUGCCAAACAAGAAAUUGCACAUUUUUAAAGCUUUUUAGAUUCAGACUGUAGUUGUUCUUUUCACCUUGUAAAUACUUUUACAGCCUUUGUGAAGUUGUUUGAGUUUAUGCUCUGUACAAGUUGGUGUCAAAGUAAAAGACAUGAAAUUA
Messenger RNA from Labrus mixtus (cuckoo wrasse), 12426 nucleotides. It is a transcript of the gene fryb, whose product is annotated as furry homolog b (Drosophila). Gene Ontology annotation, biological process: neuron projection development; cell morphogenesis. NCBI's taxonomy places the organism in Eukaryota, Metazoa, Chordata, Actinopteri, Labriformes, Labridae. The record is from RefSeq and is a predicted model, not a curated record. Bases 601 to 9927 code for a protein of 3108 amino acids. The transcript has 67 exons. Gene Ontology annotation, cellular component: cell cortex; site of polarized growth.